Molecule: messenger RNA, 2808 nt
Organism: Cylindrotheca closterium
Lineage: Eukaryota; Bacillariophyta; Bacillariophyceae; Bacillariales; Bacillariaceae
Source: the annotation of a GenBank genome assembly
AUGUUGCGACAAAACAAUAGUAAUGCAUCGACAUCAUCGCAAAGCACUGGUGGGGACAUUACAAAGAAUAAUCAUCAACAACGGGAGCAAGAAGAACACCAAAAGAAGAAGGGGUCUCGUGGCAUCAGUCCAUUUUCUCUAAGAUCUCGAGGUACUAGUCCCAGCGAUGGAAAACCACGAGGAAUCAGUCCAUUCGGAAAGAAGAAUCGAAAUCAGGUUGUCCGCAAACAGUCCUCAUCGGAUUCCUCCUCCUCCUUAGGUUCCUCCAGCCAUCAUCAUCAUCAUCAUCAUCAGGAAUCCAAAGAAGACAUUGUCGUGUGUCAUGGAAGUGCUCGUAGCAUUGUCUUUCGAGACCAACUUCGUUUGGCGGCCAAAAUUAUUCAGGAAGAAACUGAUCAAGACAUGUUGAUGAUGAGUGAUGAUGAUGAUGAUAAUGGCAGCAACCAUAGUGGAAACGAAGCUGAUGCUGGAUUUGAAAGCAUGCAGGCGGCAAUGCGAGAUAGCAUUCGAGUAUCCAUUCGGGAGAGUGAUGGCGGCAAUAAAGUGACGAAUGAAAUCAAUUCGUUGGCGCACAACAUGGUUCCCGAACUGAAGGAUGUGACCCUUCGGGUUCAGGAUGUCAGCGAGCGAAACGUUGAAAUUGAAGGACAACAAGUGCACUUGAAACCAUUGCCCAAGCUGGAAUUGGGCCCGACGCAAACAUUUGACGCAUUGGAAAAUGAUAAAACGACCGACAUGGACAAGUCGGAUUGGAACAUGGCGGAACAAGAUGUCUAUCAACUUUUGAAGAAACAGCAAGCUUGUGUCAAGACAAUCAAGAACUCGGAAUGGCCAUCCUUUUUGCAACGCUUUCAAGUUGCCAAAAACAAGGAACAGAAGUGUCGAUUUCCCACACAACAUGAGGACAUACCACCCAACCACCAAGAAGGGUAUCCAUUCAAUAGCUUUGUCACAUCGACAACCUUACUGCCCGAACUUGGCAAGAAAAUGCGAUGCUACGGAUCCCUUUAUUCGUAUCCAGUGGGUGUGGUCUUUGCCUUGCCAAACUCGGAUUCUCCAAACGAGGAAGACGAUGCUGCAGCACAAGCCAAGACAUGGUCCUGGCCAGCUGGGUAUGCGGCCAAGACAGAAUUUAACAUUGAGCGUGGAAAGCUCAUCAACGGGCGCCAGGAGGCAUUGGUCUCACUGACCCAACUGCGUCAAUACAACAAGGAAUAUGUCUACGAAAAGGAUCACUACAUUGGCGGUCGUCUUGUCAAGGGUGGCUUUCAAGUUGUUCCGUAUAAUGAAGUAUUUCUGAGAGUUGGUGGAAGAGGACGCAUCGUCCAAGGUAUGGAUACGGUAACACGAGAAGCAAGAAACGAUGUCAAGGGAACAGGUAGAUCCUUUGGUACCGGCAUGGGAUUACCAGUUGCGUUGUUCAUCCGAUCUUGUACGAUCGGGGAUAUUCUUACAUUGUUACGGACCAAGGCACGUGUGGAACAUGUGCUGGGGGAUCAAUACAUUCAUGGUAUUCCAUUGCUAGUCAUCACACCAGACUGUGGCGUUCGGGUCUUUUCGGAGCGUCUCCAGCAUGCAUUUUGGAAACUAGCUGCCCACAGGGUCAAUCCAUUUCAAAAUCCAAUAUUGGAGCCAAGUCUCAAGGUGGACGACCCAAAUCAAAAUUAUCUCCAUCAAAAGGCAUUGGAACAAAUCUCUUUUCUAGACGACGACUAUGAAGAUGAUGGUAAUGCAGAAUGGGUUUCAUCCUACUUGACUAUCGAAGAAUGUGCUCGACUGGCUGGAGGCUUUGGGGCUACGGACGAGUUUCUGGCGAAGCUCCUGGAAAAGGCAAGGGAGCAAGACCUAUUGGAAGAUAGCGAUGAAGAGAACCUAAAGAGCCCUCGCUCAUCGCAUCGUCGUCGCAAUCGUCAUGAUUCACUGAAUAACGUUAUGUCCACUGCGCUGAAUGCUGCUCUGCGGUCGAAUGACUACUACACUGCGCGGCAGCUAUUGAUUGUCUAUUCCAUUGUAUCGACUGGUCACUACCACGAUCGAUUCGAACACAACCACCAAGGAAGUAAGCAAAAGGGCCCAAACAAUGAGAUUAGUGAUCAGGGUGGAAAUGACACGGGUGCCGAAGAUCCGACAUCCCUCGAGUUUGCUUAUCGCGUUUCUGAGACCGCUACCAAUUCCGCUCUACCCGUGUCGAAGCAGCACGAAAAAGUGCCCGAUGAAGCGGCGGAACAAAAGGAGGAAAAAUCAUUCAGUCCUCAAUUUACUCCAGUACUACCAUCUUUGGAUACAUGGCGACUUCGCAACGCAACCAAUUCACAAGGUAUUCUAUUCGUUCUUGGAGCUGUCGAAAUACUGAGUGCCGCUCGUAGCGGAAGCGCGCAAAGCCGAGCAAAAGAAUCCAUUGUCGCGCUUGACGAGUGGGUUCAAUACGGCGAAGAAUCCGUAGCCUUUCGAAUAGCCUCUUGGAGCAAACAAAGGGCAACCGAACACGAUACCCACGUUGCACUGGAAGGUUCUUCACAGUUCAUGGCAUUCGUAAGCAACAAAGCGAUCACCAAUCGUAAAGGCUUUGCAAAAAAGCUUCAGUCAGCCUUGGAAGCUGAAAAAGGCGCGGAUGCCGUUGCAUCAUCGGAAGAGUCACAUUUGUGUUUCCUAAAGCGUAUCCAAGAGAUUGUGAACAGUCUUCAUGCUCCUUGUCUGCGAUUGGAAAUUUUGCAAUACAUCUUGGGGUUAGAUAACCGCUUUUCUGUGGAUCAUAUUCGGCAUUCGAUGGAGCUGGCAGUAACUUGCAUGGUUCUUGGUCUCUCCUAA